CGGUCUGUGCGGCGGUGCUGGUGGUGCCGGUGCAAAGGGGGCGGUCCCGGUGUAUCUCGGGGCGGUGCGCGGCUUGGGGCGGUCCCGGUUCCGGGCGCGGCGGCGCCAUGAAGGACUGCGAAUACCGGCAGAUCCCGCCGGGGGUGGCGGCCCCGGGGCCGGGUGCGAUCACCUCCCCGCCGCCCCCCGCCGCCGCCCCGCCUCGGCCCGGUGCCACCCGCGGGCCCCGCCGCAAGUGGGAGGUGUUCCCGGGCCGCACCCGGUUCUGCUGCGGCGGGCGGCUCCUGCUGGCCCGGCACAGCGGUGUCUUCGCCCUCACCCUCGGGCUCAUCGUGGGCACCAGCGGCCUCUUCUUCGCCUUCGACUGCCCCUUCCUCGCCAGCCACCUGACGCUGGCCAUCCCCAUCAUUGCAGCCCUCCUCUUCUUCUUCGUCAUCAGCUGCCUGCUCCAGACCAGCUUCAGAGACCCUGGGAUCUUGCCCAGAGCCACCCCGAGUGAGGCCGCUGACCUGGAAAAGCGGAUCGACAGCAUGGGGACCUCUACUUACCGCCCGCCAGCCCGCACGAUGGAAGUGGUCAUCAACAAGUAUGUGGUGAAACUCAAGUACUGCUACACGUGCAAAAUGUUCCGUCCUCCGCGCACCUCACACUGCAGCGUCUGCGACAACUGUGUGGAGAGGUUUGACCACCACUGCCCCUGGGUGGGCAACUGCGUGGGGAAGCGCAACUACCGCUACUUCUACGCCUUCAUCCUCUCCCUCUCCUUCCUGACAGCCUUCAUCUUUGCUUGUGUUGUCACCCAUCUCACCUUGCGCUCUCAGAGAGAUGGAUUCCUCAUCACGCUGAAGACGACACCUGCAAGUGUGCUGGAGCUGGUGAUUUGUUUUUUCUCGGUCUGGUCUAUUUUAGGCCUCUCAGGUUUUCACACUUACUUAGUCGCCUCCAACCUGACAACAAACGAAGACAUCAAAGGGUCCUGGUCGAAUAAGAGAGGCUCAGAGUUUGCCAAUCCCUACAGCCAUAAAAGUAUCCUCACAAACUGCUGUGCAGUGCUGUGUGGACCAUUCCAUCCCAGUUUGAUAGACAGAAGAGGAUUUAUCCAGCCAGAUGUCGGGACCCCGUCCAGUCCUAAGAGCGAUAUCCCUUCCUUUGGAGCCAAAACCGACACCAGCAUGGUAGGAGGCAUUCCUUAACAGUGCUGUGAUGUAGCCCAGUGCCUGCGGUGCCUGCACCUCGAUCCAGCCAGUACUGUCCCCUCUCACCAUCUCCCCAGCCUCAGGCAGGACAGCCCUGUGAUGCAGAGCUGCCAAAGACUCAGUUGAGCCAUACGUUACCUUUUUUUAUGUUAUUUAUUUAUUAUUUUGUGUUUACUUGUCUCACUGUGAUGUGGCCUAUCUGGACUCUGGACUGAUAGUGCCCAACAAGCGUGUGAGACCCACAGCUUCACGCGGUUCCUGUUGCACCUGGGAAGCAAACAGGGCUGAGGAGCCAUCAGACCUCUGAGCCUGGAGUGUGGCUGCUCCAGGGCAUCAGGGUUUCCUGCCUGGAGAAAUGUGAUUGGGGCUGGCAAACAGUUCCCACCCUGAGCUGGGCUGUCACUCCUCAUCUUCUGGGCUAACGGAGGCACGAGUUCCCUGGUAUCCCUGUUUUCUCCAUGAACACCUCUUGCUCCUCUGUGCCAACGUGGAAGGGCUGGUUUGUCUCUUAAUGGCUGGGGUUUCACCUCAGCUGCUGCCACAGCAGCUUUCUUUGCUCAGAAGCUGCUGUGCCUUGCUAAGUUGGGGCUGUUCACCUGGGAGGACUCUGGCUCCUGGUAGUUGAGGAAGCUGGCUGAUGUCCCAGCUGCUGCCGAUCCUGUUUUCUGGCUCAUCGCUGAAGGAGUGCUGAAAAAACUCUGGGUGUUUUGGCCCUGGCAGUCAGUAAGAGAAUGUUUGCAGCAAGGACAUGAGUUAGGCUGACUCUCCUUUUAACAGGGAAGAAGAAACACGCAGUGUUCUGCACCUCUCGUAAGGAGAUGCUGGUUGGCAAGGCUACAGUUCUAACAUUUGGGAACUUUAUCCUGCCAGGAAAGUCUGGUUAUGUCCCGUCCAUAGGAGACCAAAAGGGAACAGGAAAGGGGAUGAAUUCUUGAGGGUCCCAGUUUUUUUGUGUGGAGCUUCCCAGAGGAAGCAGUGAGCAGGUGCUGCUCUCUGGUAACCUCACCUUGUGCUCUUGCUUUGGGUUUCUGGCUGGCAGGGUUAUUCCCAGCACCUCAGCAGCGAUUCCCGUGUGCCUGAGCACAUCCAUGAGCAUCAUUCCGGGUUUGCAGAGGCACAGGAGAGCCAGGCUGCGCUUACUGACACUGAAGUGUGCCUGGAAAGGAGUCACAGACCUUGUUAGCAAUACUUGAAUCAUAUUAUUAAAAGCUGCUGGAUAUUUUUGCACAAUUUAUAGGUUUUUUUUCUCUGUGGAACAUUUUUCUAUCCAGAGCAGGGAGCAGAGUGUGGUAGCUCCAGGGCAGAGGCUUGCAGCGUUCUGUGCCGAGCUGUUUGCUCAGGUUUCUGGGGGUCAGAGACAGGGAUUUCAGCCUCAGGCAGAGGCAGCACUGCCAGGAUCAGCCUUUCCCCUCUAAAUUCACCAGCCUUGUGCUUUGCACGCUGUGAGGGACUGCACCAGCCUGCAUGCAGCUUCGUGCCACAGCCUUUACAUUUCGGGCUGGCUGCACAGAGAUCUCGAUGCGUGGUUGCUGUGGCCACAGCUCUGCCUUCACCUCUGCGAUGAGCCGAGGUGAGAACGCAGAGGCUUUGGAAUUUUUACCAGCUCUGGGCAGCUGUCUGGAGAGGCUCCUGGUGCAGCUUCGUGCCAUCCCAUGCACCUGGAGAGGCCGUCCUGCCCUUCUUUCCCCGUUUCUGCCGCAGGGAUGUCCCCAGAGGGGCUUGUCCGUGCCUUUGAGGAGCCUUAUUGCUGCCUUCCAGGGGCAGGCGAGGGGCUGGAGCGAGCAGAGCCGUGCCGAGAGGGUCUGGUGCUGGGGAAUGAGGAGCAGUGCAGGAUACCAGGGGCCAAACAUCUUUCUGUUUUUAUUUAAACCGUUUUCCUUUGUUACUCAACAUAAUAAAAUUCUAUUUUUAAAGAGUUAAUUGUUUGGAUUAUUGUUUUGUUCCUGUAAGACAGAGAAGGACAGUGUUUAACACUUCUCAGGUGGCAGCUGGACUCAUAGCUCAGCUCCUGCAGGAUGGGGACCGUCAGGGAUGCUUGGCAGCAGUUGGAGUGGCUGUGGCUCUUCUAAAACAAAGGGAUUUUUCCAUCCCACAUCUCCAGGCAGGGUCUCAUCCACUUGUCGAUCCCCUUCCUGCAGAAGCCACCACCUCAGCAUCCUUUCCCCACCCACCUCGCUCUGUCCAGGGCUGUGCCAGGCUCUGCAGUCCCCAUGUCUGACCCAGCCCUCUCCAGCAGUACCAGCAGGUGUUGAGGUGCAU
Molecule: messenger RNA, 3455 nt
Organism: Cuculus canorus (common cuckoo)
Lineage: Eukaryota; Metazoa; Chordata; Aves; Cuculiformes; Cuculidae
Gene: ZDHHC18
Product: zinc finger DHHC-type palmitoyltransferase 18
Exons: 8
Coding region: 108-1193 (361 amino acids)
Biological process (GO): peptidyl-L-cysteine S-palmitoylation; protein targeting to membrane
Cellular component (GO): endoplasmic reticulum; Golgi apparatus
Molecular function (GO): protein-cysteine S-palmitoyltransferase activity
Source: RefSeq, a predicted model, not a curated record